ACACUCUCUCACUGGUGCUUGGUAUUUGGCUGGGAGAUGGACCUUUUCUGUCAGAGGAACACACAAUGCAGGCGAGGUUGUUAGUUUAUCGACUGUCAAACUGAGCUCCAGAGCAGGAAUGAGGGCGAGGUGACAGUGUCAUCCACAGCAGGAGGAGAGAGAGUGUAGCUUCAUCUGAUCUCCUGAGAAAUGGAGUCUUUCAAGUUGACAUUGUAGAAGAAAGUUAACCUUUCCCCAGACCUUUUAACAAUCACAAUGGAGCGGAGGGCUCUGCUGGAACAGAAACAGAGGAGGAAACGCCAGGAGCCCCUGAUGGUUCAGCCCAACACAGAAGGUCGGCCUCGUCGCUCCCGGACACGGCGCGGCGAGGAGCAGGCCCCUCUGGUGGAGUCUCAGCUCAACAUCACCAGUGAUGUCAUCUUAGAUGGCAUCGAUGGACCAGCAGCAUUCCUGGGAUCGGAAGCCCCUGAUAUGGGAAUGAAGAUCCUGUCAGUGUCCCAGUCUCAAUCGCCCCAGUCUCACCACCAGCCCCAGUCCCAGCCCCAGUCCCAGCCCCAGUCCCCCGCUGCUGAAGAGACAGAGCGGGACGGAGACACAGAGACUCUGCUGGAGCCCAAGAUAGAUCUACAUGAGAUGCUGCAGAAGCAAGGCCUGUGUGGAAGUAUGAACUUUGAUGAAGCCAGCGAUGCGGAGGAGGACGAGGAGGAUGAGCGGACACGGUCCGGGUCCUCUCACACCGACAGGCCGGCCUCGGCGGCCAGCGGGAAGGACGUGUCGGAAUCGAUCAUUCCUGGAUCCCCCUCGAUGGAAGGCUUGUUUGCAGACGCAGCUAAUCCGGAGGAGUUUGUUCUGCGUCCUGCACCUCGAGGUGUCACUGUUAAAUGUCGAAUCACCCGGGACAAGAAGGGCAUGGACCGUGGCCUCUACCCCACAUACUUCAUGCACAUGGAGAGGGAGGAUGGCAAGAGGGUGUUUUUGCUGGCAGGGCGAAAGAGGAAGAAGAGUAAAACAUCCAACUACCUUAUUUCCGUAGACGCCACUGAUCUGUCGCGGGAGGGAGAGAGCUUCAUCGGUAAACUGAGGUCCAAUCUCGUGGGCACCAAAUUCACUGUGUACGACAACGGCACCAAUCCCUGCAAAAACCUGGGGACGCUGCUGGAAGAAAGCAACACCCGGCAGGAGCUGGCCGCCGUCUGCUAUGAAACCAACGUUCUGGGGUUCAAAGGUCCACGCAAAAUGACUGUAAUCAUCCCCGGUAUGAACAUGAACUUUGAACGAGUUCCUGUCAGGCCUCAAAAUGAACAAGAGAGCCUCCUGAGCAGGUGGCAGAAUCACUCGCUGGAAAACCUCAUCGAGUUGCACAACAAGGCCCCCGUGUGGAAUGACGAUACCCAGUCCUAUGUGCUAAAUUUCCACGGACGUGUGACACAAGCGUCGGUGAAAAACUUCCAGAUCGUUCACGACAAUGACCCCGACUACAUCGUCAUGCAGUUUGGCCGAGUGGCCGAAGACAUCUUCACCCUGGACUACAACUACCCCAUGUGCGCUCUGCAAGCUUUCGCCAUCGGCCUGUCGAGCUUCGACAGCAAGUUGGCCUGCGAGUAGAAGCAGGAGCUGCUUGUAAAUCUCAGCUCUCUCGGUUCCUGCAUGGCCCUUUUUCUCCUCCUCAUGCAGUCUUACAGGGUUCCAGUAUGCAUUUUCCCCACCUGUGUGCCGUACACGUUUAAUGCAUUCAAGCGGAAAGGUUCAAAGGGAAAAGCAAAACUCAUAAUCCAUCAGAGCCGGGGGUGUGCGGUCUCAGUAGACACCAAGUGCAAAAGGUUUUCCUGGCAUAUUUAUGACCUUGUUUAAGUGUAUUAAAAUCAGAUUUUCUGUUGCCUUUUACAUUUUAAUUCGCUCUGGAUUUGGAUUCUAUAUAGCUUGAAGCAUAAACCAUUUUGUGUUAAAGUAUUUUUCCUGUGGCGCCAUCUGCUGGAUUAACUAAAGCUUUUUUUUAAAAUGUUUCUGUUUUCCACCAGGUUCAGUUUCACUACAUUUUCAUGCUUUUCUCCAAUUAUAGCUACACUUUAUACACGUCACAGCUCAUUCUUAUAUCUCUUAUUUGUCCCUGUGUGAAAUUCUCAGAGGCAGAUGUUUUUUUUCUUCUAUUUUUCUCUUCUCAUGUAAAUGAAAGAAUAUAUGCAGACUUGCACAUUUUUAAUAGAUAAAAACACAUACUGUAUGUAAAAGAAUAUAAGUUCUGCCAGUGUCUAAAUGGCAGAAAAUAUAUCAUGUCAUUUAAGACAUAAAACUUUUAAAUAAAGGGAUGGAAGUUAAAGAUUAAAACACUAGAGAGCGUUUGUGAUAUUAUGACCAGAUGAAAAUGAACUUUAAAAUCUGUUUUCUCUUUUCUGCAUUCAUAACUGAGGAGUAAGAGCAUUUCUCUUUAACUGCUAAUACUGCAUUUCUUCUGAUUAGUUCCUUUUUUUUGUUUUAAUAAUUUUAUUAAAAAGGGAAGCGUUGUGUAUCAGUGAUGGGCAGUAUCACGACUACACGGAUCUGUCAUCAUUAAAUGUCCUUUAUGUUGUCAGUUCAGUGUAACGUACGUUUCUGUCACAUGUGAAUAUAUCAAAUCUUACAGUAACUAUAUUUUAACGAUUUCACGACUGCUGCUGCUACAGAGCGGUGGUUUUAAGUGCUCGGCAGGGUAUUCAGCUGGAGAUGAUUUUCAGGGACUGAUUUAGCUUACCUCCCAUCUAAAGUUGGAUUUUCCUGCUAAAAUAAGAACAUUCGAUCUGUUACAGUCGCCCUGUACAAACUACCAACACCUGGUUAGGUGUAAAGAUUGAAUUCUGUUACAAAUUUUUCAAAAAUGAGUGUUUGCUAAUAAAAUCCAGUUGUCAUUUUGUACUCUACUAUGAUGAAGUGUGCAAUCUAAUUUCGAAGAAUAACAAAAAAAAAGAUUUAUAGACAUGAAUAUUUUUGAAUAUGCGCUUUUUACUGAGAGGAACGUUUCAGUACAAUCAGGAGCCUGAAGUGAACCAAUAAAAUGAUCAAUCUUUUGUACUUUUUUUGGCUGAUGUGAAUAAGUUCAGUGAAAACAUUAUUUAUGUGAAGAAACAAAUUUGAUUCUGAACACACGUAAGAGGGAAAACUAAGGAGAUCACUUCUGUUGAGUGUAAAACUUGAAAUAACCAAAAUAAAAUCAUCUUCAGAAA
Messenger RNA from Cololabis saira (Pacific saury), 3197 nucleotides. It is a transcript of the gene tulp3, whose product is annotated as TUB like protein 3. Gene Ontology annotation, cellular component: cilium. The transcript has 10 exons. NCBI's taxonomy places the organism in Eukaryota, Metazoa, Chordata, Actinopteri, Beloniformes, Belonidae. The record is from RefSeq and is a predicted model, not a curated record. Bases 256 to 1605 code for a protein of 449 amino acids. Gene Ontology annotation, biological process: protein localization to cilium.